Messenger RNA from Eriocheir sinensis (Chinese mitten crab), 1589 nucleotides. Its product is annotated as glutamate-rich WD repeat-containing protein 1-like. The transcript is spliced from 8 exons. Bases 106 to 1431 code for a protein of 441 amino acids. Lineage: Eukaryota; Metazoa; Arthropoda; Malacostraca; Decapoda; Varunidae. The record is from RefSeq and is a predicted model, not a curated record. Gene Ontology annotation, molecular function: protein binding.
AGACGGAAUGUAAACAAAAACACGUGGGCGAGGAGGCCAAGACGAGGACAUCCACACCGGCUCCACUUUUCCUCCAUUUUCCUCCACUUAGCGAGUACCCAGGCCAUGGACGAGGACAGGGCGGAGACAAUGGAGGGGGAGGAAGAGAUGGAGGAGGAGGAGGCGGUGGAGGAGGGCGAGGGAGAGGAAGGAAAGGAGGAAGAGGAGGGAGGAGGAGGAGGGCUGGAGUGUGAUAUGUCGGCCUAUAAACUCUUCCACGAGGGCAGCACAGGCGCCCCGUGUCUCAGUUUUGAUAUCCUGCGUGACGGCCUGGGUGACGCGCGCACCUGUGAAAGUCCUGUAAGUGUGAGCUUCGUGGCGGGGACCCAGGGAGCCCGGGUGCACCUCAACACUGUCAUGGUGGUCAAGGUCAACAAGCUCUCCAAGGUCAGCGAGAAGGACAGCGAGAGUGAGAGCGAGAGUGAGCUGGAUGACGAGGAGGAUGAAGGACGCGAGCCGGCCAUCGCAUCCGCCUCUUAUAAGCACAACGGAGGAGUCAACCGGAUUAGGGCCACCACCAUCAACAACAUCCAACUCGCAGCCGCCUGGUCAGAGCUUGGUCAGGUCAACAUCUAUAACCUGACCUCCCUCAUACAAGACAUCGAGGAGGGAAGAGGAGGAGGAGGAGGAGGAGGAGGAGGUCACACGAGAGAUGACCCGCCUAUGUUUACGUUCCGAGGUCAUAAAACGGAAGGAUUUGCGGUUGAUUGGUCUUCCGCUAUGCCUGGCACGCUGGCGACCGGGGACUGCGAGCGUCAUGUGCACAUCUGGCGGCCACAGGAGGGAGGGCGGUGGGCCGUGUGCGCGGAGCCUCUCAGCGCGCACACAGCCUCCGUGGAAGACAUUCAGUGGUCACCCGGCGAGCAGAACGUGUUGGCGACAUGUUCGGUGGACCGCAGCUUGCGUGUGUGGGACAUCCGAGCGCCCCCCAAGAAGGCCUGUAUGUUGACGCUGUCCGAGGCACACUCCAGCGACAUCAAUGUCAUCCACUGGAGUCGGAGCGAGCCCUUCAUCGCCUCUGGGGGGGAUGACGGGUGUGUGCGGGUGUGGGACCUUCGCCGGAUGCAGCCCGGCAACACCAGUCCAGCCUCAUCAAUGGUGGCCGAGCUGCGUCACCACAGCGGACCGGUCAGUACCGUCGAAUGGCACCCCAAUGAAGGCUCCGUCCUGGCCUCGGGGGGGGAGGACGAUGCCAUACUGCAGUGGGAUCUGGCGGUGGAGCGGGACACGACGGCGGGGGUGGCGGAAGAGGAGGACAUCCCCGAGCAGCUCCUCUUCGUCCACAAGGGUCAGAAGGAGGUCAAGGAACUCCAUUGGCAUCCUCAAGUUCCAGGGCUGAUUGUCUCAACGGCUGCAAGUGGAUUCAACAUCUUCAAAACUAUCAGCUGUUAGGAGGAGGAGGAGGAGGAGGAGGAGGAGGGUGUGUGUGUGUGUGUGUGUGUGUGUGUGUGUGUGUGAGAGAGAGAGGAAGAGGAGGAAGAAGAGUGUGUGUGUGUGUGAGAGAGAGAGAGAGAGAGGAGAGUGUGUGUGUGUUUGUGUAGAGAGAGAGA